Molecule: messenger RNA, 1610 nt
Organism: Nymphaea colorata (pocket water lily)
Lineage: Eukaryota; Viridiplantae; Streptophyta; Magnoliopsida; Nymphaeales; Nymphaeaceae
Product: histone-lysine N-methyltransferase ATXR6-like
Exons: 6
Coding region: 224-1396 (390 amino acids)
Molecular function (GO): protein binding
Source: RefSeq, a predicted model, not a curated record
GAAAGGGAAAAAGGCAAUUCCUCCGCCAUUCCCCGCCCUCUUUUCCCGGCAAAAACCGUUGGCGCCGCCGCUCACCUCACAGAGAAAAGGAGGAAGAGAGGCGAGAGCGAGCGCGCGCGCGAGAGUGCGAGAGAGAGAGAGAGAGAAGGGUUGCCGUUUAACUCCCUCCCUCCCCAUCUGCAUGCGUGUUAUGUUUUGAUUGCUGCCGGUGGAUCUUCCGGCCAUGACGCCGUCAAUCCGUCUGAUUUGCCCGUGGGAAGCCCAUCACCGGAAGCGGACGGAGGCGCCCCGCCACCUCCUCCUGCACGGACCCUCGCCGGAUCUUCCCACCCAGAAAUACCGCUCCAUGUCGGAAAUCAUCGCCAAUACGGCUCCCCAUGUCGCGUUGACCUCUGCCCCAUACGAUGACAGCGACGACGACGACGACGACCGCGACGAUUAUUCGGGUGUCAAGUGCGAGGAGUGCCGCUCCGGUGAAUGCGGUGGCGAGAUGCUCCUCUGCGACAAGUGCGACCGUGGGUUCCAUAUUUUUUGCCUCCGGCCGAUCAUUGUUAGGGUUCCGACUGGUCCUUGGUUCUGCCCUAGCUGCUCUAGCCAGAAAACCUCGCGAGUCUUACGGCUUAGUCAAACGAAGAUAAUCGAUUUCUUCGGCAUACAGAAACCAGAUAACCCAGUCGAGAAAUUUUCAAUCGAUGCUCGGAAACGGAGGAGGCGAUCAGGGCAAUUGGUGAUUUCAAAGAAGAAGAGGAGAUUGCUGCCGUUCGUUCCGAGUGUGGAACCAGAGAGAAGAUUGGAACAGAUGCGUUCGCUUGCUGCAGGUUUGAAGGCAUUGAAGAUGCAAUUCUACGAUGACCUGACCUAUGUACCUGGAAUGGCGCCCAGGUCGGCCAAUGCAGCGAAAUUGGAGAAGGGUGGAAUGCAGGUUUUAUCUAAAGAAGAUACGCAAACCCUAGAUCAAUGCAAGGCAAUGUACAAACGUGGAGAAGGGCCUCCUCUUCUUGUUACUUUUGACCCCUUUGAAGGCUUUACAGUGGAAGCAGAUGCACUUAUAAAGGAUCUGACAAUAAUCACCGAGUACGUUGGGGAUGUUGAUUAUUUGACAAAUCGUGAAAAUGAUGACUGUGAUAGCAUGAUGACACUCCUUUCAGCUGAAAAUCCAUCGGAUAGUCUUGUCAUCUGUCCUGAUAAACGUGGAAAUAUUGCACGGUUCAUCAAUGGAAUCAACAAUUACACCUCGGAGGGUAGGAAGAAGCAAAAUUUGAAAUGUGUCAGAUAUAGUGUAAAUGGUGAAUGCCGGGUUCUCAUUGUUGCUAACAGGGACAUUGCUAAGGGUGAAAGGCUAUAUUAUGACUACAACGGAUAUGAGCAUGAGUACCCAACUGAGCAUUUCGUCUGAGCAAGCUCAAGGACUAAUUGGAAAAUUAAAUCUCACAAAUUAUUUUUCUUUUUGACAUCGAUUCCUUUAGCCAUUGUUUAACCUCUUUGUCAACAUGGCCCCUAAUUAGCCAUGAAAAGAGAUGGGAUCAAAAAUUUUGUUGAUUAAACUGAUGUAAAGCACGUCUCAUUCAAUGAAGAUGCUUCUGAAAACUGAAGCAAAUGCUUAUCUACAA